This is a messenger RNA of Drepanopeziza brunnea f. sp. 'multigermtubi' MB_m1, 1662 nucleotides long. RefSeq lists its product as uncharacterized. Gene Ontology annotation, biological process: intracellular monoatomic cation homeostasis. Lineage: Eukaryota; Fungi; Ascomycota; Leotiomycetes; Helotiales; Drepanopezizaceae. The record is from RefSeq and is a predicted model, not a curated record. Gene Ontology annotation, cellular component: mitochondrial inner membrane. Gene Ontology annotation, molecular function: ribosome binding.
AUGAGCGCCUCUUCGAGACUGGUCCGCAGCGCGGCGCAAACCUCGUUCUUGAGCGGAGCUCGGAGUGUUCGCAUCGGUCCCUCGUCCGCCUACACAGCUUACCUGCGUCGCAAUGGCCGAAAAUUGCCGCCAAUGGUGCCAGCAUUGGCUAUCCUCGCCCCUCUCAGCUCUAGGUUAGUCUCGACCGACACCCACACGCCCGGGAACGCCUCCGGAGGCCCGCCGCCAGGAUUCAACGUCCAGCAGGCGACGAAGCCGCUCAAGGAAAAUGACACUCCGAGCAAAGCUACAGCGAAGGAGGCCGCGGAACAGGCAGUGAAGCACGAGAUCGAUCCGGUUCCGAACGACGUAGCAACUGCGGUUCCCAAGACCGGUGCUACCGAGGCCUUAACCCUGUCGGAGCUAGCGGGCGUGAAGGAUAAAUCGCUGGAGAAGAAGGACGCGAAGAAGGACGAGAAGAAGUUGACCCUGAUGCAGAAGAUCAAGAAGGAGGUACGACAUUACGCCGAUGGAACCAAGUUGCUGGCAACGGAGGUCAAGAUCAGUUUCCGUUUGGCGUUGAAGAUGGCGGCGGGAUACGAGCUCAGCCGAAGAGAGCACCGCCAACUGCAGAGGACGGUCCAGGAUAUUGGGCGUUUGGUUCCUUUCUCCGUCUUUGUGCUGGUGCCGUUCGCAGAACUCUUGCUUCCGGUUGCCCUCAAGCUGUUCCCCAACAUGCUGCCCAGCACAUACGAAGGCCAGUCUUCCAGAGACAAGAAAGCUACGACUCUGAGAACCACUCGGAAAGAAGUCAGCAGCUUCUUGAGGGAUACUCUGAAGGAGACCGGACUGCCUUUGAGCCCCGCGAACGCCCAGAGAGACGAGUUUACACAGUUCUUCCGCAAGGUCAGGGCGACGGGAGAGACCCCUUCACCUACCGAGGUGAUCAAUGUUUGCAAGAUCUUCAAGGAUGAUCUGACCCUGGACAACUUGUCGAGACCACAACUUGUGGGCAUGUGCAGAUACAUGAACCUCAACACAUUCGGAACCGAUAUGAUGCUCCGAUAUCAGAUUCGUCAUCGUAUGAGACAGAUUAAGAGAGACGACAGAGCGAUCAGCUACGAAGGUGUUGAGAGCUUGUCUGUUCCGGAGUUGCAAAUUGCCUGCCUGAGCCGUGGUCUCCGAACUCACGGUGUCUCUCCAGGCCGUCUACGGGAUGACUUGCAAGCUUGGUUGGAUCUCAGACUCAAGCACGGAGUUCCUUCCACGCUUCUGGUCUUGAGCAAUGCAUUCAUGUACGCCCAAGGCAAGAGUGACUCGGAGUUCAAUACCCAAAUCGAUGCCCUGACUGGUGUCUUGUCAUCCAUCCCGGAGGAGCUGUUCCACGAGAUUGAGCUCGAGGUUCACAAUGCCGAGGGAGCAGCAACCAAUAAGCAACGUCUGGAGGUCCUCAAGGAGCAACAAGACCUCAUUGAGGAGGAGAACGAGCAAGACAACGAGAACAAGUCUUCUGGCCGAGCGACUCCUCGCGACGACGAAGAUAUCGAUGAGAAAGAGGAGCGACGACUGCAAGCUGCGUCUACCGAUGCCGAAAAGAGCGCAGUCAGCGAGGCCAUCGAGGCGGAGAAGGAGGCUGCGGAGGGACAGAAGAUUGAGGCGGCUGCUGGAAAGAAGUCUAGUUAG